AUGUCCUCUCAACCACUCCUCCAAACCGCCCCAGGCAAAAGAAUCGCCCUCCCCACACGCGUCGAACCCAAAGUCUUCUUCGCCAACGAGCGCACCUUCCUCUCAUGGCUGAACUUCACCGUCAUCCUAGGCGGUCUCGCCGUCGGUCUGCUGAACUUCGGUGACCGCAUCGGCCGCAUCUCCGCCGGUCUGUUCACCGUCAUCGCCAUGGCCGCCAUGAUCUAUGCGCUGGUGACCUUCCACUGGCGCGCGCAGAGUAUUCGCAAACGAGGCCAGAGUGGGAUUGAUGAUCGCUUCGGGCCGACCAUCCUCGCUAUGGCGCUUUUGGCGGCCGUCGUGGUGAAUUUUGUGUUGAGGAUGGUGGAGUGA
Messenger RNA from Aspergillus tubingensis, 369 nucleotides. RefSeq names its product putative vacuolar transporter chaperon Vtc1. Lineage: Eukaryota; Fungi; Ascomycota; Eurotiomycetes; Eurotiales; Aspergillaceae. The record is from RefSeq and is a predicted model, not a curated record. Gene Ontology annotation, cellular component: fungal-type vacuole membrane; vacuolar transporter chaperone complex. The transcript is spliced from 2 exons. The coding region runs from base 1 to 369 and encodes 122 amino acids.